Lineus longissimus is the source of this 4305-nucleotide messenger RNA. RefSeq names its product cilium assembly protein DZIP1L-like. Bases 154 to 3000 code for a protein of 948 amino acids. Gene Ontology annotation, biological process: cilium assembly. Gene Ontology annotation, cellular component: ciliary basal body; cytoplasm. The transcript is spliced from 23 exons. Lineage: Eukaryota; Metazoa; Nemertea; Pilidiophora; Heteronemertea; Lineidae. The record is from RefSeq and is a predicted model, not a curated record.
UUCAAAAUGGCGACAAAUUGAAAAAAUUUACCCGACCACGCCUGGAAAUGUUAGUCAUAAAGUUAUUAUUUCUUGACUAAUUCUGUUUUCAACUGAUCGUAGAGAGAGAACUGACAAUUCUCCUCACUGAGAAACUAAGUUUGAUGAGAAAUAAUGCCUGGAAUGGUGCCUUCUCAAUUGAAUGGUGGACCUCCACCAUCUUCAUUUGGAUACUACAGUGGGUCACCUGUCAAGGCGAAUGGUUUAGCUUUCACCAUGAAGAAAAGGAUGGAAAGAAUUGAUUGGCGCAAAGUUGCUGCCAUAGAUAUAGACAGAAUGUCCAGAGAGCUUGAUUACACCAGUCUGCAGGAGAACAUCAUGAACAUCACAUUCUGCAACAUCGAGGCUGAAAUAGACACGAGAAGCAUGGAUCCAAACUUUCUGAAGUUGUUUAAACUGGCUCAAUUGACCAUUGAAUAUCUAUUGCAUUCUCAGGAAUAUCUUCAAGGCCGUACCGCGGGCGUCCAUGAGAAAAUGCGCCAGUUAUCUCAGGAGCAGGAGGAAACCGAGAAAGCAAUGGAAAAACUGAAGCAGGAGUUGGCUGAUGUUAAAAAAGAGAGUCACAAGCGGAAGAAGCUUCUGGCUGCACAGCAGCAGAUCUUACAUUCUGGUGCCAACAGUUAUAACAAGUGUCCUUAUUGUCAAAAAGCAUUCAUCAACCCUUCAUUCCUCCAAGCCCACAUGACCCGGCGACACAGUGAAUACAUGAGCUCUCAGACGCCCUCGCCAAUCAAUCUACAUGUUGGUGGGAAUCCAAGCCUUGAGAAAGAACUUCAGGAGUUCAAGGAGAGACUUCGUCAGACCGAGUCGCAGCUACUCGAGGAAAGGAACCGCUGGAAUCAGUUAUCCCAAAUGAGCGGAGGUGAGCUCAAACUGAGCGUGAGGAAAAGUUGGGAGGCGGCCAAAGAAGCAGAGACGGAUAAGUGGAAGGCAGACCAUCUGGAGAAGCAGAGGAAAGAGAUAGAGCAAGUCCGCGAAAUGUUCAUGAAGGAAUUCAACGAGCUGAAUGCAAAGUUUCAAGCCUCCGAGCACCAGUUGAACGAAAUCCAGGGACGGUACGGCCCGAGGUCAAACCUUGGUGAACUGAAGGAUGAUGUGGAUGAUGACGCGCUGGUGAAGCAGCGAGAAGAAGUGGCGAUGUUGAAGGAACUGCUUGCAAACAGAUUGGCCAAUGUGGAGACCUCUAUCAACAGUCAGGUGAAAACGGAAAUCAACAACAUGCAGAAACAACAAGCAAACGAGUUAAACAGGCUGCGUGACCAGCUCAAGGAUCGGCAGAUGUCCUCUGGCGAGAAGCCACAGUUUGAUGAGAGAAUAGAAGAACUCUUGAUGGAAUCAUCACGGGAGUCUGAACGACUCUUGCAAUCCGCCCCCAUGGACAUGCUGGACGGUGGGGACGAGGUGGUCAGUUUUCAAGUUGCCACUCUCUCCAAGCGACAGGAGGAAAAACUCCAAGAGCAGAAUGAAAAGAUUGAAAAAAUGGUCGCAAUUCCUGCGGCCUCCGCUCCAUCUCCACCUCGUAAACGAACGUCCUCACCGAGACAUGAGCCACCAUCGAAGAAGCAGAAGGAAGUAGCUCGUCUAAGGGAGGUACCAAAGAUGAACGUGGAAGCACCUUCUUCAGCGGAAGAGGAAGAAUCAGAACUAGAAGUGAAAGAGGAGAUGGUCCAGUGGACGAAUCAAGCGUUGGAUAUGGAAGGAAUGUACGGCCAUUCGACCCUGGAUAGCUCAGGUCUCAGGACAGGAGAACUUGGUACAUCAGAGGAUCUUGUUGGCACGAUGGUACGAAGCUCUCGACUUCAGGCCCAUCUCAGGAACAACCCGAGUGUGUUGAAGGGAAUGAAGGAGGAACUGCUACAAUUGUUGAUUGAACAACUGGAGGACCGAGGCAUCCCUGCAGACACAACUGGUAUUAGUAAUGUAGUACUGAACAACAAGCUUGAUCUGCUGCAGAAGGAGAGACAACAGAUUGCAAAGAAAAAUAAGAAUUUCUGGGAUAUUCGACGCCAGUUUGAGAAGAAGGUGGACAAAAUGGCUUGGGAAAGGUAUAUCGAUUCAAGAGGCUCGCCAAAAGGCAAGUCAAAGAAGCAUUCAAGCCUCUCAGUGUCCCCACGAGCAAGUCCAAACGUUGGUAGGAGGAGUCCCUUAAUGAGUAAGAAGUCACCUCAGGCCCCUAGGAAGAACCCUGUGGCUUCAAAGAAGAGUCCAAACGUAGCGAGGCGGUCGCCUUCUCCACCGAAACCAGCACCGAGGACUUCAACUACUCUCUCGACUUCAGCCUCGUCGACAAUGCGAAGUGAAGAGGACUGGGACACAGAAGAAGAGGAAGAAACCGAGGAAGAUGAGGAUUACACCGAGGACAGUGCUGCCCCCAGUGCCAGGGAUGUGAAGACGGCCGUCAAUGUGGUCAUGUCGACUCCUAAACAGCCAUCACCCAGGAGAGAACAGAAUCUGCCCAAGAAUAUUGAACAUGAUGAGAGUGAGUGGGACUCGGAAAUAAGCGAACUGAGUAAUAUCAUUCCAAGCGGUGACAAUAAUCUACGCGAACGUCCCGCUUCCGUCCCAACACCGGUCAAGAAAGGUCCGAAUGUGGAGAGGUUGAGUCAGUCUAUUGAGUUACAGUUGACCGGCCGUGGAGGCAAGAAGCCAGUCGGCGGGGUGAAUACUCUCGGAUCUACUGGAAAAUUUUCUCCGAAUCCAAAUAAUAGACAGCACGGUCAACACCAUGACAACGACGAUGAUGACGACAGUUCGUCUAUCUCCAUAUCAUCGCUACAGGAUUUGAACCAGCCAAAGCCAGCUCCAAGGAAAGCGGCAGUCCGUGGCUCAGGUGAGACCGACUUCUCAACCAACACGUAUGGCACAAGUGUGUGGGGAUCAUCCAAAGCCAACAACCCAGCAGCCAAAAGCUCUGUCAGUGUGACCGAUUGGGACUCAGACCUUGAAAUAGAUGACCUCUAAGCAUGUUGUCCUAACAACAGAGAGUCUUGUGGAAUUUGAUUUGUGACAACAUGUCUGUCAGUCCUUUAAAAAGUAAUGUAUUGGUGCCCAGGAAGUGUGACAGUAGUCUGCAGGGCAGAUUUUUGUAAACUAUUGAUGUAAAUUUGCAGUUGAUCUGCUUGAAUGAUAAAAUUGUAGUUUUUAGAUCAUUUUGUUAUUUCUUGUAUUUUGUCUUUUACAACCCAUAUCAAAAGUGCCUUAGUUUCUCGAUCCCAUUAUUUCAAGCUUUUACAUGUAUGUUCAGUUCUCCUUGCUGGGCAAACUUUUAGCUGAAUCUACUUUUCGUCCCGCCCGUCUUAAGUCUAAAAGGAAAACAUGUCUGAAGCACCGACUUGGUGGGUUCAUUAGAAUGAAACUACAGUACUCAUUGUUUCAUAUUAUUUCGAGAAUCGGCCGUGGGUGUUUGCAAGGAGGCUGAACUUGGUAAAUGGAAUCGAAAUUAACAAGAUUAUCUGUUUGAAAAUAUGCUAACAGUCUUCAGAAACAUCACUGUAAAAGUCAGCCUGAUGACCUCUUUUUUCGGUUUCGAUCCCAUCUGUUUGAGGUCAGACUAAGAAAAUAUUGUAUAAUUUUUGAGCGACUGAAAGAUUUUAUUAUGCUACAGUUAAAUAUUACCCUGUUAUCUUUUGAUACUAGGAAGAGGAAUUUAAUGUGCUUUAAUGAAAUACACAAAGAGAUUUGAUCAGACUCCAUCCAGAAUUUAUGAAUUUUAUAGCAUAAUUUUCAUUGUUAAUACUGUUUACUUUAAAUCAAAAUGCAAGAGUCCAUUAUUACAAAAUAUUAUGCCUGUAUUCCCCUUUUGAGUGUUUAUCCAUCCAGUUUAAUUGGAAAUCCAUCCAAAUGUCCUACCUACAUGAGUGACCCAUGAUACUUGAUGCUAACCCUCCAUGAUGUAUGAAUCCGCCCAAAUGUUUUGAAAACUAUGCUCGGUGUACUUGUUCAUGAGCAGGUUUAAAGAAAUCAAAUGUUUUGUACAGUUUGCAGUUUUAUCUGUCCCUUAUUGCAAACCUUAAGUUCGAAUGCAUCCAAUCUAAGCAUUUAGACUCAUAAGAAUAACAUCAUUUUCAAUGGCAAGCAUUUGCCAAAAAUUUCUCUUUCAUAGAAGUCACAUAAUAAUCAGUAUAAGAUUUUAGUUUUGUUAUAACAUCAUAUCAUAUUCAGUUAUCUUCUCAUAUGGAAAUGUAGAUAGUGUUGAUAAAUGUAGGUACCGGUACAAAACACCGAAGUUUAGAUGUUAUUUAUUUUCUAAUAAAUACUUAGAAAUAA